This is a messenger RNA of Pomacea canaliculata, 4924 nucleotides long. RefSeq lists its product as uncharacterized. The record is from RefSeq and is a predicted model, not a curated record. The coding region runs from base 2171 to 3130 and encodes 319 amino acids. NCBI's taxonomy places the organism in Eukaryota, Metazoa, Mollusca, Gastropoda, Architaenioglossa, Ampullariidae. The transcript has 10 exons.
CAGACACUGUCCGCCAUCUUGCCCUUCCUCGUCCUGACCAGAGAAAGACAAAUAACAGUUAUUCCACUGUAGAAGCGCGAGAAAGAUGCGAGGUUUGACAUUAUAAUACAUUGACUUCAGGACAGAGGGCGGUGCAGUCACUGACCACAUGGCUGAGCGCUGCUGUCUACUCACUGGACGUUGAUGUACGUGGCCAGAGGUCGCCACAGUCACCACAAGCCGAACUAAUAAUAGCACGGGGCCGGAAAUUCAAUUCAAUUCAACUUUAUUAUCUCACGAGGAGAAAUUACAAGACGUGGGAGCAGACGCUGCCUCCGACAAACGUGGUUCUGUACAGGGGAGACCACUGUCAACAAUGUCUAGUCAUCCGUCGUCUGCUCAGGUGAGCCACUCUCCUUUCCACCACGCUUAAAGUAAGCAGCGCCAAGAGGUGAAUUUUAUACUUAUAGAAAUCAUUUUAUUGCUGUACAAAUCAUUGUAUAAGUAUAUCAUGCAUUCUACAUUUAUACAAUUCCAUUCUAUAUGUAUACAAUGAGUUCUAUAAGUAUAUACAGUGUAGAGCUAUUAAGCUGCGGUGAUUGGGGUCCAAACUGCCUAACCGCAGCUUAAAGAUGUUUUGAUAAUUACAAUAAAUAAUUAAAAAAAAUGAAUGCUUUUUUUUAAUCACAAUUCUUUGUCAUGUGCUGACCCACGAGUCGCUAUUUUGAAAGUAGAGUCGUCAUCUCACGAUGGUGGACUCCAUAACAGUGACACAGCGUAGAUUAAACAGACAAAUAUUUGAAUUUCAUUCUAAUGUAUUUUAUUGUUUAAUGAUAAAUCAACACGUGUCAACACCUGUCAACACCUGUCUCAAGUGUUUGAGAGGUAAUGUCCAGGUCCCUACGAUCCAGAGUGUCAAAAAAAUGGAAUCCAAGCAUUUUGAGCUGUUAAAUUAAAUUCGCUGAUAACUGGACCGUGUCUUAAUGGACCUACAUGGUAUUUUAUUCUAUGCUUACACAAUGCAUUCUGUAAGUACAUUAUUUAUUCUAUAGCGAGAGAGAGAGAGAAGUAUUUCAUUUAUAACUGACUCGAUGUGGCUCCUCUCACUCACUUCCACAUUUGCCCGUUUAUCUGUGUGAAAUGUUGUGUCUCAUGUUCAUCAGUUCAUCUGUUACAAUAUUUCCCACCUCCAUGUGUGGAUUUCUGUGUCUGCGCCACUUUUCGUCUUUUCCUGCUUAUCUUCCAUUACUCAGAUUUUAGACUUAAACAUAGGUAGUGUCGACUUCAAAUUCUGAUUAACAUCCUGCAGCUCCGUGAGAAAGUUUUAAUAUCGAGCUUUUGUGCAAUACAGACAAGUCUGACAUGACUGACAUCAGGUAUCUUCAGGACCCUCAGCUGACAAUGGCCGUUAGUGUGUUACUCUCACGAAACUUGUGUUGAUGGAACGAUAUUUCUAUCUGCCGAAGUCGGGCCAUUGCACCGAAGAUUGCGAGAUCUUCCUCCUCCUCCUCCUCCUCCUCCUCCUCCUCCUCCUCCUCAUCAUCAUCAUCAUCAUCAUCAACAACAAUUCGCUUUCUACUGGUUUAGUAUAAUGCUUGUGCAGAUAUUUAAUGCCAUAUCCUGUGGAUUAUCAUCUCAGAGAUGUAUCUGUUGUUCAGUCUCAAGAAGUUCUCCUCUCACUGUAAUAACAAUCACAGGCACAGAGAUGUAAAGGAGGAGGAAGACCACAGAGUUGUAGAGGCCGUGGCCGGGUCAAAGUUUACCUACACGCUGUGACUGAUGAACAGGCGGCACUACUUACAGAUAAAGUGAACACACGCCCCCUGGAGGAGGUAAAGAAAACUACAGGCGCUGAUGUAGAGUUUGACCCCAACCCCUCACCUGUACCAUGUGUGAAGACUCUUAUCAUUAGCGGUCUUCCUUCUCCGAUCGAGGAGACAGGCUCAUCAGCAAGAAGACUGGUUUAAAGGUUUGUUUGUUGACAAUCAAAUGUAUAUUAGAACAGUUGGUAACAGACUAUAACGCAGGAAAUCAUCAGAAUAUCUUACUGGAUGACAGAAUUAUACUCCGGGUCAUCUCCUGUAUUUAAUUGCAGGAGCUAAUACAAGUAAAGACUGAACAGAAAUACUCUAAAAUAAACCAAAUGCCUUAAAGAUAAUAGCCACAUAUUAUUUAAUAAAGCAGAUAGCUUAUGACACAGGACCCAUUACCAGACCAGGCCCAGACAUUCUGGCUACAGUGGGUGGAGGCCGCGUUCCCUGAUCUCGACUCUCGCGCCUACUUCCUGCCUCCUGUCUACGUCAACCGCGUGCCCAUGACUAGACAGGCAGCUGCUGGUCAGGAGGUUCUCGUCCUUACAUCAGCACCUGGACAGGCUGGUCAGUCUAACCAAGUGCCGACGAGUUCAUCCUCUGCUGCUCAUCCAUUCAUUCCUCAGCCUCCUCGCCUUCAGGACAGUGACGUCAGAGACGAUGCUGCCAUGCACAGGAUGUUUGUUUGUCUCCAGAAAAUGUUUGAAGAGAACAGCGAUGUGAUGGUUGGACUGACUCAGCUUCAGUUCGGACAGUACCUCGGUGAACCUUGUUACGCUGCCGCCGCUACCCACCUACCCCGACCCUCCAACCUUCCUCCUUCUCUACCUAACAACUGGAAACAGGGAGACUUUGAUGUGCUUCUGAUUCACCGACAGCACGGACUGGUAGUCUGUGAGGUGAAGGCAGUGGGUGACAAUAUCCAGUCUGUAAACAUGUCACAACAGGAUGUAGACAACAACAUUAGACAGAAACUGAGUAACGCCGUGUCACAGCUGGACAAGGCGGAGGCCAUGUUGUCUCACCUGGUGUCCGACAUCGCUCCCGGUCUGCCCGUCACUAAGGUCAUCGCCUUCCCCAACCUCACGGCUCGUCAACUUCAACAGGCCAUCUCCGGUGACAGCCUCCUCAUUCAGAAUUGGGUCAGAACAACAGAUCCCUCCAACAUCCCAGGUCUGUGUCUGUGCUGUGAUCAGUUGUCUGAUCCCAAGACCCCGUGUGACGUCAGUAGUCACAUGCUGAGAGAACUCGGACACUGGUGGCAGCGACGUGUGGCUGGGGCUGGACCUGUCAGUCACACGACACCUGAGUUGUACAAGACACUGGUAGCCAGCAAAUAAUGAAUGGAAGUGAUCAGCAUUAGAACUGUGGACAGAGGGAGGUGAUCAAUUAUUUCUACAUUCUUUGUCAAUUUUGUUUACAAUUCAGUGGUAACUAAAUUAAUCCCUCACAUUAUUAGUGUUACAAAGUCUACAAAGUCUCAUUUUGCCGACAUUUAUCAUCAGGAAGGCAGUUGUUCAAUGUCACAAACCUUAUAAAGGGAGACAAUCAUGGGGAGUAAGUAAGUUUCAAUAAGUUUCUAGUUAAAGGUGUCAACAACACUGACGUCCCUUUAUAUGUCUGGACAUUUGCAACUAUGAUGAGUGCACUGUGUGAUGUCUGGUUCACAAAAAGAGUUCCUCUGGUCAACAAACUUUGUCUCCAGUCACUAUUUCUACCAGAAGCCAGGAGAAUAUCUACAGGAAUCGUCCAGAAUGUGGAGAGACACGUGAUGACCACAACAGGGACGUUGUGUGAAGGCUGCACGUGCCCUCACCCUACAGACUUGUGGGAUACAACGACACUUUGUCUACAGGACGAGUGGUCAGGAAACUACAACCGGACAAACAUCUUCACAGACGCUAGCAUGACAGUCACGUGAUUACUGGCCGUUACACUCGUCCUCACUAAUGUAUGUAACUUAUUUAGAAACCGGAUAUUAGGCUACAGGAACUACAGAACACAAUCAGCUACUGUUCACGUUUAUCUUUCUCUCUGUAUGUCGAGGUGGUCGCCUACACACAAUGUUUGAAGACUCGGCUACACAGCUAAGAAUAAUCCGUGUACAUCACAGUCCUUGUCUUGUUCUCGUCGUUUUAUUGCGGGUACAUUGUACUCAGCUGCUUACUUUACACACAAUUGUAUUUAGCUCUUAGCUGUUAAUACACAAGGUCCUUAGUUCAUUUUGUUUAUUCCUUGUUACUCCUCGGGGAGCAUAGGACCGCAACAAGACCUCGCCAGUCUUCUGUGUCUGGGAUGUUCUCUCAAUUUAUGCCUGGUGCGAAGACGGUCUUUAAGAACAUGUCUGACAAUACAAUGGCGACAUUGUAACAAGUUUAGAGAGCUAACCCCAAGUGGGCGAUGUCAGCAUCCUGACGAGAGCUGCAGUGGUGACGAUGUGCGAUGCUGGCUGAGACUAAAGUCGUCUGCCGCCCUUACAUCACGUGACUCAGGAUGCACUCAGUCCUCGUUAUCCAUAGUCUUACAUUUUAGUGACAGUCCUGCGCUGUUGUCUACCACAGAAUCCUGUCAUUUCUCUCUACCUUCAGCCUUCCGUGUCCUGUCACCAUGCUGUGAUACUUCACACACUGUGGUGAGUGUCAGUGACAGACACACUGACACUGUCUGAUCACUGUCAUGUCACAAGACAGAAAUUCAUGUUGUCCUCAAGAAUGAUUACAGACCUGUUUACUAAGCUCCAGUGUGACGUCCCAGAAGACAACUGUCAACAAUGUCUGGACAUCAGCCGUCUGCUCCACAACAGCGCCCUAAAGGAAGAGGAGGCAAACAACAUUGUAGAGGUCGUGGCCGGGUGGAAGUCUACCUACACACCGUGACUGACCAACAGACUGAGCUACUGACUGACACAGCGAACACACGUCCCCUGGAAGAGGUGAAGAAGAAGUCAGGCGCUGACGUGGAAUUUGACCCCAACCCCUCACCUGUACCAGGUGUGAAGCUUCUCACCAUCCGCGGUGAUGAUUCUCAGGUCAAAGCAGCAGUUAGUCUCAUCAAUCAGAAGACUGGCUCAAAGGACCCAUUACCAGACCAGGCCCAGACAUUCUGGCUACAGUGGGUGGAGGCCGCGUUCCCUG